Habropoda laboriosa is the source of this 1777-nucleotide messenger RNA. RefSeq names its product phosphatidylinositide phosphatase SAC1 (gene Sac1). Lineage: Eukaryota; Metazoa; Arthropoda; Insecta; Hymenoptera; Apidae. Gene Ontology annotation, molecular function: phosphatidylinositol-4-phosphate phosphatase activity. Gene Ontology annotation, biological process: phosphatidylinositol dephosphorylation. The record is from RefSeq and is a predicted model, not a curated record. The transcript is spliced from 8 exons. Bases 23 to 1777 code for a protein of 584 amino acids. Gene Ontology annotation, cellular component: endoplasmic reticulum.
GCAGAAAUUAUUCUACAGCAAUAUGAAGCUGCAUGCAGAUGUAUAUGACAAAUUAUAUUUAUACAUAACUCCUGAAAAGUUUUAUGUUGAACCUAUUGGAACUAAAGUGUUACUUGUAGUUGAUAGAGUGAGUCAGCAAAUUUAUACACAAGCUGGUACAGCCAGUCAAAUUCCAUCAACUGCAAGUCGUAGAAAAAUAUGGGGUAUAAUAGGAACUAUAAGACUGUUAGCAUGUCGGUAUCUUAUAGUUAUAUCAGAAGCUGCAGAAGUUGGAACCAUAGCUGGCCAUCAAAUUUUUAAAAUAGUUGCAACAGAAGUUAUACCCUAUACUAAAUCUUCAUUGCAUCUUAGUGAAAAACAAGUGCAAAAUAAUUCAACAUAUUUAGAAAUGAUCAAAUCUGUAUUAAGUACACCUUAUUUUUAUUUUAGUUAUACAUAUGAUCUUAGCCAUACUAUGCAAAGACUUCAUAAUACACCACCUGAAUUUUUGCAGAUGCCACUUCAUGAUAGAGUAGAUCCAAGAUUUGUAUGGAAUGCAUAUCUUCUACAUGACCUAACAUCAAGGCCUGAACAGUAUAAAUUCUGUUUGCCUAUUAUUCAUGGAUUUGUGUCAUUAAAUACUAUUACUGUAACUGGUAGCACAUCAUUUAAUUUGGGUAUUGUAUCUAGACGCAGUGUGCAUCGUGCGGGAACAAGGUUGUUCUCACGUGGUAUAGAUUCUACUGGUAAUGUUUCUAAUUAUGUAGAAACAGAGCAAUUGAUCGAAUUCAGUGGACAUCGCAUUUCUUUUGUACAAACACGUGGCUCAAUUCCUUUGUUCUGGUAUCAGGCACCAAAUCUAAAAUACAAACCUAAACCUCAGUUGAGUACUCAUGAAGAUCAUCAGACUGCCUGUGCUCGACAUUUUGAAGCUCAAAUAUUUCAUUAUGGGAAACAAAUUUUAAUAAAUUUGAUUGAUCAACGUGGUCCAGAAGCUAUACUUGAAAACACAUACCGUAAUGUAGUACAACGAAUAAAUAAUGAAAACGUUCGGUAUGAAAGUUUCGACUUUCAUGCUGAAUGUAGACGAUUAAGAUGGGACCGAUUAAACGUUCUACUCGACCGAUUAGCUCACGAUUUAGAACAAAUGGGUUAUUUUUUACUGUUGGAAGAUGGAACACUUUUAUCAGCGCAAGAUGGAGUUUUUCGAACCAACUGUAUCGAUUGUCUUGAUAGAACGAACGUUGUUCAAAGUAUGAUAGCAAAGAGAGUUCUUAAUGAUGCGUUAUCGAGGUUGGAAAUUCUUAGAAGGAUCGAAGAUCAUCCAAGUAUCGAAGAUCUUUUCAAACGGAUUUGGGCUGAUAAUGCGGAUGUAAUAAGUAUUCAGUACUCAGGUACUGGUGCAUUGAAAACAGAUUUUACACGAACGGGAAAACGCACUAAGUUAGGUGCAAUGAGAGAUGGUUUGAACUCUUUAACAAGAUAUUACAAAAAUAAUUUUACCGAUGGUUACAGACAAGAUUCAUUGGACUUAUUUUUGGGUCGUUACAUCAUUCAAGAUGGCGAAUGCACAUUAGUACAAUGUCCUUUGGAGUCUGAAAGAAAUUGGCGUUAUGCUACGUUCCCCUUGGUACUUCUCGUUGCAUCAUCUAUGUUGGUAGCUCACAUAAUACUUCCUUCGAGAUAUAGUACUGAAAUUUUGUUGUAUAUGUUAUUUUGGGGUGCUAUGGUAGCCGGUACAUUCGCGACUAUCAUUCAUCAUGGCAAACAAUAUGUGGAUAAACCUAAAUUGAUUUAA